Dictyostelium discoideum AX4 is the source of this 723-nucleotide messenger RNA. RefSeq lists its product as hypothetical. The record is from RefSeq and is a predicted model, not a curated record. The transcript has 3 exons. NCBI's taxonomy places the organism in Eukaryota, Evosea, Eumycetozoa, Dictyosteliales, Dictyosteliaceae. Gene Ontology annotation, cellular component: lysosomal membrane. Bases 1 to 723 code for a protein of 240 amino acids.
AUGUCAUCAAUAUUAAAGAGUAGUACUGGAAGUAACCAUAGCAGUACUAGUAAUCAUAGUAGCAUAAAUAAUAUAAGUCAGCUAAGUGGAUCUCAUGGUGUAGAACAACAACAACUUAGACCAGUAUUAACAUUAGAUGCAUCAACAGCUAAACUAAUGUACCAAACUAGUCAAGAAAUGUCAAGUUAUAUACAACAAGUUGCAAAUGAACCAACAAUUGGUUUAUUUCAUGUUCAAGAUCAUAUAAGAAGAAACAUACCUAAAAAUGUCGAAUUAAAAAAAAAUAUUAAAGCGUUGGGAGAAAAAAUAGAAGAGAAAUCAUUUGAUAUUGAUUAUAGUACAAAAACAAUAAAAACAUUCUCAGAGAUUCAAACAUUUUCAAAUAUAUCCUCACUAUUACAACAAUCAAUUGAAAGAGCAAAUAAAUUAGUUAAUAAUAAAUCACUUUUAUUUGUAAACUCUCAAAUGGCUGCACCUUCUUCAUCUAAAACAUUUUCAUCAUUUCAACAACAACAUAAAAUUUAUCAACAACAACAAACCAAUUUAACCCCUUCAAAACCGACACUUUCAAACGAUAAAACUAACGAUAAUAAUAACAAUAAUAAUAACUUAAAUUUUGUUGAAAAAAUAGAAAAAGAAGAAAAAAUAGAAAAAGAAGAUGAGGGAAAAGAAAAAGAUGAAAAAGAAAAAGAUGAUAAAGAUUUAAAUGAAAAAAUAAAUUAA